AUGCCGAGGCCCGUGUAUAUUAAUGUGGACAAUGUCCAUCGCUUGGCCGUGCAUGUUUGGACGCCAAAGCGAGGCUGCAUCAUGAAGACUCUUUGCACUUUACUGAUCCUUGCGGGACGUCUCUUGGAGGCUUUUGCUGAGACACUUCCGAGCCUCUCUUGCGCGGCAGGCUCGGAGAUUACCGCGCACCCAGCCUGCGACUCAUUCCUAGCCUCCGGCGAUGCAUGUGCUACAGUCUUGGACCGCCCUGGCAAAGAAGACUGCCUCUGCCACCAAGAAUGUGAGAAUGAGCUCCGCCUCUGCUAUCGCCGUGAAGACUUGGGCGUCAACUUUGACAGAGCUCGUGAAUUAUGGAAUAGUCUUUGCGGCUCAGUCAUCACCUUUGACCCAACCACUGCACCGCCGAGCUCCUAUGAACCCUAUCCAGAUCAGCUCUGUCAAGACAUCAAAACGAAGUGUGCCGAGGCUAGAGAACUCCUCCGCGAGUGCACCGAUUACGUGUCAGAUACCGACGGCUCAAAAUUCAGCUCUUGCACUUGCCGGCCAACACUCCUGCGCGAAGCAUAUUCGUGCGCGUAUGUGGGCAACACUACCUGUCUAGGGGUGGGGGCGACGUUGUCAAAUGUCCUUGGAUACCAAUGUGACAAUUUCGAGUCUGUAAUUGGAACAGGCCUGCCAGGAUUCAGUGCGGCCACUCAAACAGAGCUCCCUACGCUGGAUAUAACAACUGCAAUGACCGGGUCGAAUUCAGAGUCAACCGCCACAGCUACGACCACAUCGGACAAUGCUUCAGUGAAGGAGAGCCCCAGAUUUGGUGCUGCGCUGAUGUUUUCAAUUUGCAGCUUGUUUUUGAUCUCUGUGUUUUAG
Molecule: messenger RNA, 867 nt
Organism: Fusarium vanettenii 77-13-4
Lineage: Eukaryota; Fungi; Ascomycota; Sordariomycetes; Hypocreales; Nectriaceae
Exons: 3
Coding region: 1-867 (288 amino acids)
Source: RefSeq, a predicted model, not a curated record